Pyrus x bretschneideri (Chinese white pear) is the source of this 4793-nucleotide messenger RNA. RefSeq names its product clustered mitochondria protein. Gene Ontology annotation, cellular component: cytoplasm. NCBI's taxonomy places the organism in Eukaryota, Viridiplantae, Streptophyta, Magnoliopsida, Rosales, Rosaceae. Bases 174 to 4316 code for a protein of 1380 amino acids. The record is from RefSeq and is a predicted model, not a curated record. Gene Ontology annotation, biological process: organelle organization. The transcript has 29 exons. Gene Ontology annotation, molecular function: protein binding.
CAAGUUAUUAAGAAUCAUCUCCAUACUCUCUCACAUAAAGAGAGACUUCGCCGCCUCUCACUCCCCAGCCUCGCUCUAGCCCUCCUAAAACCCUGCUGCCGACGUCUACCAUCUCUCCGCACAGAGAUAUAUAUUUAUAUAAUCGUUACACAGUUGCAGAAUAGGGGGUGACAAUGGCUGGAAAGUCGAAUAAAGGGAAGAACCGUAGAGGGGCGAUCAAUCCUGUGGUCCCAUCUGAUGCUCCUGUGAAAGAUAACUCAAGCGCUUCAGAGCCCGUUAAAGCUGAAGACAAUGGUGUUCCAGCUGUGGAGGAAUUAACUGAUGCCAGUCUGGUGGUAAAGGAGUCUGAAACCGAAAGUUCAACCAGCCAACCUAAGCAAGGUGACCUUCAUCUGUAUCCAGUUUCUGUCAAGACACAAAGUGCUGAGAAGCUUGAGCUACAAUUGAACCCAGGAGACUCUGUUAUGGAUAUAAGACAAUUUCUGCUUGAUGCGCCAGAGACAUGUUUCUUCACAUGUUAUGACUUAUUGCUACACACAAAGGAUGGCUCCACUCAUCAUUUGGAAGACUUUAAUGAAAUUUCCGAAGUUGCUGAUAUUACCGUUGGUGGUUGCUCCUUGGAGAUGGUUCCUGCUUUAUACGAUGAUAGAUCUAUAAGGGCUCAUGUUCAUCGUACGAGAGAAUUGCUUUCCCUUUCUACACUUCAUGCAUCACUAUCAACGUCACUUGCAUUACAGUAUGAGACAGCACAAAACAAAGUGGCGAGCCCUGGAGAUACUGUGAAAACUGAGGUCCCAGGGCUUGAUGGUUUGGGUUUUAUGGAGGAUGUUGCUGGUUCAUUGAGCAAUUUGCUAUCUUCACCCUCAAAAGAGAUAAAAUGUGUGGAGAGUAUUGUGUUUUCAUCCUUCAAUCCUCCGCCAAGCUAUAGAAGGCUUGUUGGGGAUUUGAUUUAUUUGGAUAUAGUAACAUUGGAGGGCAAUAAACACUGUAUUACUGGGACUACAAAAAUGUUCUAUGUCAAUUCGAGCAUGGGGAACACUCUUGACCCUAAGCCAAGUAAAAGUAAUUGGGAAGCAACCACACUUGUUGGACUUUUGCAAAAUGUUAGCUCUAAGUUCAAAAAAGCUUUUCGUGAAAUUUUGGAGCGGAGGGCAUCUGCACAUCCUUUUGAAAAUGUUCAGUCUUUGUUGCCACCAAAUUCAUGGCUAGGGUUAUAUCCAGUUCCAGAUCACAAGCGUGAUGCAGCUAGAGCAGAGGAUGCCCUUACUCUUUCGUACGGCAGUGAGCUAAUUGGCAUGCAAAGGGAUUGGAAUGAGGAGUUGCAAUCUUGUAGGGAAUUUCCACAUACAACUCCUCAGGAAAGAAUUUUGCGGGAUAGGGCUCUAUACAAAGUGACUUCAGACUUUGUUGAUGCAGCUAUUAGUGGUGCUAUUGGAGUUAUUAGUAGAUGCAUACCUCCUAUAAACCCAACUGAUCCAGAGUGCUUCCACAUGUAUGUUCACAAUAAUAUAUUCUUCAGUUUUGCGGUUGAUGCGGACCUUGAGCAGCUGUCUAAGAAACGUGCGUCAGAUUCAAGUCCAAAGAUAGGGGGCACUGCUUCUGUACACAGUUCUUCUGAGAAGGCUACUGACAAUUUGUUGCAUGGAGAGAGUGCAAUUCCCAAUAGAGAAAAAUGCAAAGGAUCAAGUACAAUCGAUGAUGCCACAGAAUCCUCCCCUGAUGUUUCUGCCGAGACGCAAUUGGGUGAAACCGAGCAGGCUACUUAUGCUUCUGCAAAUAAUGAUUUGAAAGGCACCAAGGCGUACCAGGAAGCUGAUGUCUCUGGACUUUAUAAUCUUGCUAUGGCCAUAAUCGAUUACAGGGGGCAUAGAGUAGUAGCUCAGAGUGUUUUACCGGGCAUUCUUCAAGGGGAUAAAUCAGACUCUCUUCUAUAUGGUUCUGUUGAUAAUGGCAAGAAAAUAUGCUGGAAUGAAGAGUUCCAUUCCAAGGUGCUGGAAGCUGCUAAGCGCCUUCAUCUUAAAGAGCACACAGUCCUUGAUGGAUCUGGAAAUGAUUUCAGAUUGGCUGCACCGGUGGAAUGCAAGGGUAUUGUUGGUAGUGAUGACAGGCAUUAUCUCCUCGACUUGAUGAGAGUGACUCCUCGUGAUUCAAACUGCACUGGACCUGGGUCCAGAUUUUGUAUCUUGAGGCUGGAAUUAAUUACUGCCUAUUGCCAGGCCCAAGCUGCAGAGAAAUCAAAAUCUAAGUCUAAAGAUGGAGAAGGUCCUGUCACCACUGAUUCUUCAGUCAUCACUGAUGCUAAGCAGGCCAUAACGGAAGAAGGGAAUGCCACAGACGCACAAGAAAUUGCAUCUCCACCUCCAUCCACUGAAAGCUCUGAUCCAUGUGAAGAAAUUCUUUUCAACCCUAAUGUCUUCACCGAGUUUAAGUUGGCUGGAAAUGAGGAGGAGAUAGCAGAAGAUGAAGGAAAUGUGAGGAAAGCCAGUUUGUAUCUUACAGAUGUUGUGCUUCCAAAAUUUAUACAAGACCUCUGCACGCUUGAAGUAUCACCCAUGGACGGGCAGACGCUAACUGAAGCACUCCAUGCUCAUGGAAUUAAUGUUCGCUAUAUUGGAAAAGUGGCUGAGGGGACCAGACAUUUACCUCAUCUUUGGGAUCUUUGCUCCAAUGAGAUAGUGGUUAGAUCUGCUAAGCACAUUCUCAAGGAUGCCUUGAGAGAAACAAAUGAUCAUGAUAUUGGGCCCGCAAUCACCCAUUUCUUCAACUGUUUCUUUGGAAGCUGUCAAGCCGUUGGCUCAAAAGUUGCUGCUAAUAAUAUGCAGUCUAGAACGCCCAAAAAGGAACAAACAGGACAGCAAUCUCCAAGAAAAUCGUCUAAGGGACAAGGAAAAUUGAAGGAUGGAGUAUCUGCUAGAAAGAGUCGAUCCUCAUUUAUGCUUGCUAGCUCAGAAACUCUAUGGUCCGACAUUCAAGAAUUUGCAAAACUCAAAUAUCAGUUUGAGCUGCCGGAGGAUGCUAGGAUGCGUGUAAAGAAAGAUUCUGUUAUACGUAAUCUUUGCCAAAAGGUGGGCAUUACAAUAGCAGCUCGCAGAUAUGAUCUUAAUUCUGCAGCACCUUUCCAAAUGUCAGAUAUCUUAAAUCUUCAACCUGUAGUGAAACAUUCAGUUCCUGUCUGUUCAGAAGCUAAGGAUCUUGUGGAAACAGGAAAGAUCCAACUGGCCGAGGGAAUGUUAAGUGAAGCGUACACAUUAUUUACCGAGGCAUUUUCAAUACUUCAGCAGGUUACUGGUCCAAUGCAUAGGGAGGUUGCUAACUGCUGUCGGUAUCUUGCCAUGGUUCUGUAUCAUGCGGGAGACAUGGCUGGAGCCAUAAUGCAACAGCAUAAGGAACUAAUUAUAAAUGAACGCUGCCUUGGCCUAGACCACCCUGACACUGCUCACAGCUAUGGAAAUAUGGCUCUUUUCUACCAUGGACUUAACCAGACAGAACUUGCACUACGGCACAUGUCAAGGGCAUUGCUUCUGCUAAGUUUGUCAUCGGGCCCAGAUCACCCUGAUGUUGCUGCAACUUUCAUUAAUGUCGCUAUGAUGUACCAGGAUCUUGGGAAGAUGGACACUGCUCUUCGAUAUUUGCAAGAGGCUCUGAAAAAAAAUGAAAGGCUUCUAGGGGAGGAGCACAUCCAGACUGCUGUAUGCUAUCACGCGCUUGCUAUUGCAUUUAAUUGUAUGGGUGCCUUCAAGCUCUCUCACCAGCAUGAGAAGAAAACUUAUGACAUACUAGUCAAACAAUUGGGCGAGGAGGAUUCUAGAACACGUGACUCUCAAAACUGGAUGAAGACAUUUAAGAUGCGCGAGCUACAGAUGAAUGCACAAAAGCAAAAAGGUCAAGCUUUGAAUGCUGCUUCGGCUCAAAAGGCAAUUGACAUCUUGAAGGCAUUCCAAUCUGCUGCCGUAGCCGGUGGGUCUGGGAGCUCUAACCCUUCCGCCAACAAAUCUCUUAAUGCUGCAAUAAUUGGUGAAACCCUUCCACGAGGUCGGGGAGUUGAUGAGAGGGCUGCUCGUGCAGCAGCUGAAGUCAGGAAGAAGGCAGCAGCAAAGGGCCUCUUGAUACGCCCGCACGGUGUUCCCAUCCAAGCUGUGCCUCCACUUCCUCAGUUACUCGAUAUCAUCAAUUCAGGUGCAAUCCCACCGGUUGCAGUGGAAAAUGGAGAAACUGAUGGAGUGAAGGAAGCCAAUGGUCAUCCUGCAAAUGGCUCAACUGAUGUGAAACAGAGCAAUCAACAACGGAGCAGGAAGGUCAGCCUCCAGUUGGACUAGGGCAAAGGUUUAGCAACACUGGACGGCAAGAAACAGAAAUCGAAAACCAAAGCCGCAUCUUGAAAUAUUGUGCAUCAGAGUUUUGUUGAUCGACACCAAGGUCGGUUUUCUUUGUGAGGUUUUGGUCUUUUGAGGUAACAAUAUUUUCCAUCGGUUUUGAGGAUUAGAAACUAGUGCAUGGAAGUUGUGGAUUUUCCCUGUAAUUUUUUGGAAUAAUAACCGCGGGCUUGCAGAUUUAUUCAGGCAAAAAAAAAGAGCAACUACUGGAGCGAGUAGGUUCACUGUAAUUUGCCCUAACACUGACGGAUGGAAAAUUUCAGUUUGACAUUUUUUUACUUUCCGUUAUUUUAUAUUUAGUCAAGUUUAAAGUAUUAUUUGAACGGAGUUGCGACAUAAAUGUAUCAUUUCAAGGUAUUAUAUGUAAAACUGCCAUGAUUAUUUUCCUAAUUGAAGAAUUAAUCAGCCUUCCCUCGGUUA